Molecule: messenger RNA, 1869 nt
Organism: Gamsiella multidivaricata
Lineage: Eukaryota; Fungi; Mortierellomycota; Mortierellomycetes; Mortierellales; Mortierellaceae
Exons: 4
Coding region: 254-1747 (497 amino acids)
Source: RefSeq, a predicted model, not a curated record
GAAACUUCCCGUCUUGUCACGUGCGGCCAUGUCCCAUUUCGCUACAGCGCGCGUUCCCCCUUGACUGUUGGGGGGCACACGCGAAGGGGAUGUGCAACAACGAACACCAGUCCUCCCGCUUCAUCAUCAUCAGCAGCAGCAGCAGCAGCAGCAGCAGCAUCAUUGAUCAACCUCACAAAACAAGUGCCUGCCGUCCUUUUUCUCAACCCCUCCAACAUCAAAUACCAUCCGCUCAAGGCAAGCAGUGAUUGAAAUGAACUCUGUCGCUGCUUCAGGGCGGUCCCCGCGGAAAGCUCAGCGGAACUCCAUCACACCCUCGAUAAAGGCAACAAGGAGUUCGACAACUAACAGAGCCAAUACCCCGGACAUGGCUGGUACUCAUGAUGAGGAACCAAAGACCGUCCAGGACCUGAAGGACGAGCUCGAAGAGAAGUCAGAAACCGUUGAGCGGUUGAAGGAAAAGAUUACCCAGCUUGAGGAACGUGCGAAGUAUCUUGAGGCCGAUGCCCGCCUGAAGGCCAGCAUGAUGUCCACAGAAGUCCUGAGUCUCAAAGAAAAGGCCCGGAAGUUGGAGAUUGAACUCUCAACGAUCGUUGAUGAGCGCGAUAUCCUGGAACAAGAAAUAGAUGAGCUCAGGUCCCAAAUAGUAGACGGCGAGGACAAUGAUGAGGCCAGGCAGCUCUCUGUACAGCUGAAGGAUGCCUGGCUUAGAAUCAAAAAUAUGAAGGCCACUCAAGAGGAAACUGUUCAAAACCUGUUCAGCUCCGAGGAGGCGAAUGCCAAGCUGAGGGCCGAGUUGGCUACUGCAGUCAAUGCCUCCAGCACUGCGAAGAGCUCGCAGGUUGACGAGAGACAAAAGUGGAACAGCGAGAAGCAGGAAUUCGUCGCUGAGAUUAACUCCUUCAAGGAAAAACUCUCUCUGGUGAGCAAGAACGGAGGCAAGCAGGUGCUCGACUGGGAAGAAGACAAGGCCAGACUGCGAAAUAGUUUUGCACACGAAAGGUCAGCUUGGGACAAGGAGAAGAGGGGGUUCCUGGACCAGAUUGCUUCGUUCAAGGUCAAGGCCUCUACUCUCACGAUGCAAAAGGCUACGCCGCCGGAAUGGGUCUUGGAAAAGCAUAAAUUGACGGAACAAUGCGCAACUCUGCAAAGCCGGGUGACCAUACUGGAGACCAAUCGUGCCAAUGAGGGUAAUUCAAGCAGCUCAAGUGUCAAGAAACUUGAAGCAGAUAAGCAGAAACUGCAGAAGAAGGUUGAAGCGCUACGGACCAAACUUGUCGAGGUCAUGUUGCAGAUGGAGGAGGAAGAGAAGAAACCGAAGGUUUGUACUGAUAAAUACGUUUCAAAUUGCUGCAUACAUUUCCUGCCAAUUCUAUCUAUCUAUCCCUGCCUUAAUGACUUACAAAUAUUGCUUUCAACUAUGUUCAGGCUGGCCGUAGUCGACGUCGUGGUGCUGCUGCCCCCAGAAGAAAAAGACCGGUUGCUUCGGAAUCCGACUCGGACGAGGAUGAGGCGGUGGAGAUCCAGGAAGCAGAGCCGCCAAAAGCAGCACCGCCUGCGCCAAGAACUCGAGCCAAGAGGAGUGCAGCAACGAAGCAGGUUAGCUACGAACUCAAGAGCGACGAUGAAAUCGACGACGAGGAUCUUGAAAUGGAUGAGGCGGAUGAUGACGACCAAGACAAGGAGGAACCUGAGGCAGUGGAGUCAAACGAAGAAGGUGCCAACAACGAUAAGGCCGUACCUUUGACUGAUGAUAUGGAUGUGGACGGGGAAGCAGAGGAAAGUGCUCAUCCACCGUCCACCUCAACCAACACUCGCUCAAAGAAAGCACCCAGCAGAAAGUCACGAAAAGCUGCGGAUGAUACCUCG